Messenger RNA from Pyrgilauda ruficollis (rufous-necked snowfinch), 974 nucleotides. RefSeq names its product chromobox 5 (gene CBX5). The record is from RefSeq and is a predicted model, not a curated record. The transcript is spliced from 5 exons. The coding region runs from base 150 to 731 and encodes 193 amino acids. Gene Ontology annotation, molecular function: chromatin binding. Gene Ontology annotation, cellular component: nucleus; pericentric heterochromatin. NCBI's taxonomy places the organism in Eukaryota, Metazoa, Chordata, Aves, Passeriformes, Passeridae. Gene Ontology annotation, biological process: negative regulation of transcription by RNA polymerase II; chromatin organization.
GGGGCGGGUCCGCCGCUGUGACGGACAGGCGCGCUGGCCAAUGGAUGCGGGCAGGAGGCGGGGCCACGCGCGGAGUGAUGGGCGCGUUAUUUAAUAGCAUCGAACGGGAGGCGGGCCUGAGCAUGGAUUGACAGAGCGGUGGCUGCGCUAUGGGCAGGAGGAGCCGGCGGGCAGCCGACAGCUCGUCCUCGGGGGAGGAGGAGGAGUAUGUGGUGGAGAAGGUUCUGGAUCGGCGCGUGGUGAGGGGCCAGGCCGAGUACCUGCUCAAGUGGAAGGGCUUCUCCGAGGAGCACAACACGUGGGAGCCCGAGAAGAACCUGGACUGCCCCGAGCUGAUCUCGCAGUUCCUGCGCAAGGACCGCAGGAUGAGGGACAUGAGGGACAUGAGGGACAGCGAGGGGACACGGCCCCGGGAGCGCCCCGAGGGCGCCAAGCGCAAGGGACUGCCCGGGGAGGACGGCAGAGCCAAGAAGAAGAGAGAGAGCAAUGACAUCGCCCGCGGCUUCGAGCGGGGGCUGGAGCCCGAGAAGAUCAUCGGGGCCACCGACUCCUGCGGGGACCUCAUGUUCCUCAUGAAGUGGAAGGACACUGACGAGGCUGACCUGGUGCUGGCCAAGGAGGCCAACCUCAAGUGUCCCCAGAUUGUCAUCGCGUUCUACGAGGAGCGGCUGACGUGGCACGCGUACCCCGAGGACAGCGAGCCCAAGGAGCGGGACCCCCCCCGCAGCUGAGCCCCCUCCCCUGUACAGAGCCCGGGACCCUCCCGGCCCCGCCGUGCCCCCCGCCCCUCGCGGCCGCCCCCAGCCUGUCCCCACCCCCCAGGGCGGCUUUGGGGGGUGGCCCCGAUUCUGGUGUUUUUUAAAGUCGGUGUUUUUAGCCGGGGCCCCCCCGGGGUGUCCCCGUGUCCCCUCUGUCCCCCGCCCCGUGUUGUCCCCAACCCCCCGGAUUUGCUUCCAAUAAACGGUCACUUUUCA